Molecule: messenger RNA, 849 nt
Organism: Vicia villosa (hairy vetch)
Lineage: Eukaryota; Viridiplantae; Streptophyta; Magnoliopsida; Fabales; Fabaceae
Exons: 1
Coding region: 1-849 (282 amino acids)
Source: RefSeq, a predicted model, not a curated record
AUGAAUAAUUCUCAAGAGAGAGUGGAGCAUGCUGCCAAUGUGGGGGCCGCGGCUGUUUCUCCCUCCUUCAAUACUGAUGCAGCCGUAGCAGCUAGUGAAGAAAACAGAGGCGUGCAGCUUAGCAACAGUGGCUGGAGUAUGGGCCAUUUCCAUUCGAGACAGGCGGAUCUUCGUGAGACUAUGUGUUCGGCAGAUGUUCUUCGUGCGGAUAGGCACGACACGACUACUUGGACUCUUGAGGAAAAUGGUAUUUUUACGGUUUCUUCUUGCUGCAAUUUUCUGAAAAAUAGGCGCUCUCCCUUAGGCCCGGCAAAUCGUUUUGAUUCGGUGUUCAAAGACAUUUGGAAGGCGGAGGUUCCGAUUAAAGUCAAAGCUUUUGGUUGGCGUAGCUUCCUCAACAAAAUUCCAACCAAAGAUUCGCUUUUGAAAAGAGGUAUUAUUAUUUCUUUAAAUGCUAAUUGUGUUCUUUGUGAGGAAACAAGCGAAACCUUGACCCAUUCUCUUUUGAGAUGUCGGUAUGUCGAUAUUGUUUGGAAGGAAAUGGCCGAAUGGAUCGGAAUGACUUAUAGUUGUAUUGAAGAUUUGAAGAAGAAUUUUCUCUUUUGGAGUGAUUUUUGUAGAUCGAAGAAGGUUAAAAAAGGGAAGGAAGGAACCAUUUGGCUCGUCAUUCUUUGGAGCAUUUGGUUACGUAGGAACGUUAUAGUUUUCAACAACUCGUCUUGGAACUCUAGAGACGUAGUUUGGAGUUGUAAAGCUCUAAUUUGGAGGUGGUCGUAUAUCGGGAAAAUUACUCGGGCCAAUUGUAAUUUCUACGAGUUUAGCAAUAACCCAUUGUUUUACUUAAGUUAG